Molecule: messenger RNA, 438 nt
Organism: Lathyrus sativus (Indian pea)
Lineage: Eukaryota; Viridiplantae; Streptophyta; Magnoliopsida; Fabales; Fabaceae
Source: the annotation of a GenBank genome assembly
AUGUUGGAAGCAAUGGAAAGUUCCGUGAACGGUGGUUUCUCGCAACAUUUACAAAGCUUCGGUGAUAGCAGUGAAGAAGAACUCUCAAUUCUUCCACAUCACACCAAAGUCGUGGUAACUGGAAACAAUCACACCAAAUCAGUACUCGUUGGUAUUCAUGGUGUUGUCAAGAAAGCUGUUAGACUUGGAGAUUGGCAUUGGCUGGUUCUUACCAAUGGUAUUGAAGUGAAGCUGCAGAGCAAUGCUCUUAGUGUGACUGAACUACCUGCCGGCAACGAGGUAGAUGAUGACCUUGAAUACUCAGUUCAAUCUGGUGGAUGCUAUUCCAAACCCAUCCAAAGAGAAACUGGUAGAUUUUGUUCAAGAAGCAUUUCAUGUCGCAGCAAAUGGAUGAGUAGCAAGUUAUUUGAGGAUUUGCCAAAGCUGCAAAAAGGUUGA